Closterium sp. NIES-65 is the source of this 315-nucleotide messenger RNA. Lineage: Eukaryota; Viridiplantae; Streptophyta; Zygnematophyceae; Desmidiales; Closteriaceae. The record is from the annotation of a GenBank genome assembly.
AUGCACCCGUCAUUCCACGUGUCUCUCCUUCGUCCAUACACCGAUCCCAACGCCACCUUCUCGGGCCGUGAUCGCACUCCACUGCCGGUAGCUGUUGACACCGACGAGCCCGACUACCAGAUCCAGCGCAUCCUCAAGCACCGUCGCCGUCUCCAGGGGGUCUCUUUCAUUGACUUCUUGGUUCAUUGGCGUGGUUACGAUGCAGCCGACGACAGCUGGGUUCCUUCGUCCUCGCCGUCUCCCGACAACGCUUGCCUUCAAGCCUACCUUCAGUCUGCAGGCGCCGCGGACGUCGCCUCAUUGGGAGGGGGUAGU